AUAUCACCGUCGCGGACUCUUCAUCGUUCCAUAAUUAAUUUCGAUUGUUGUCUUCCUUCUCGCUCUGCUGAUGACGAUGGGCUCUCGUAUGGCCGGAUCGGCGCUGUUUCGACACCUCGGCCCUCGCCUCUUCUCCGCCGCCUCUGCAUCCCGCUCCUCCGCCGCUCUGGAACCGUCGUUUUCGCUGCUCCAGUCCUCCUCGCUUUCCCCCUCCCCGGUGCUUUUGCGCCUCUUCCCUGUCCGAAUGGCCAGCACUUCGGCGUCUCCGGCUCUCGGCGGCGAGGCGCAUAAGGAGGAUGAGGCGAAGUCUGCUGCCGCCGUCCAUCCUAGCGAAGGCAAGCACGUUUCGAGUUAUUGGGGCAUCGAGCGGUACAAGAUCACAAAGGAGGACGGCACUCCUUGGAGGUGGUCUUGCUUCACGCCAUGGGAGGCGUACAAGUCCGAUACCUCGAUCGAUCUGAAUAAGCACCACGUCCCCACCACCUUCCUCGACAAGAUCGCCUACUGGACUGUCAAAAUCCUACGAUUCCCCACCGAUAUCUUCUUCCAGAGGAGGUACGGAUGCCGCGCGAUGAUGUUGGAGACGGUGGCGGCGGUCCCUGGGAUGGUGGGCGGCAUGUUUCUCCACUUGCGGUCGCUUCGCCGCUUCGAGCACAGCGGCGGUUGGAUCCGCGCGCUGCUGGAGGAGGCGGAGAAUGAGCGGAUGCACCUGAUGACCUUCAUGGAAGUGGCGCAGCCGCGGUGGUACGAACGGGCCCUGGUGCUUGCGGUGCAGGGCGUCUUCUUCAACGCCUACUUCCUGGGCUACCUGGUAUCGCCCAAGUUCGCCCAUCGGGUGGUCGGUUACCUGGAGGAGGAGGCCAUCCACUCCUACACCGAGUACCUUAAGGACCUGGAGGCGGGCAAGAUCGAGAACGUCCCCGCCCCUGCCAUUGCCAUCGACUAUUGGUGCCUCCCGCCCGACGCCACGCUCAAGGACGUCGUCACUGUCGUCCGCGCCGACGAGGCUCACCACCGCGAUGUCAACCACUUCGCUUCGGAUAUUCAUUACCAGGGAAUGGAGCUGAAAAGUACACCUGCGCCGCUGGGCUAUCACUGAAAUGCUGUUCUCCUUGUUGCUCAUCACUAGUAGAAAUUGUAGAGGUAUUAUGAAAAAAAAAUAAUUUGUUUGUUUGAUUGUGAUCCCGUAUUAUACAGACAUAUCAAAUGAUAUGUAAACCCUAUUUGAGAGUCACAAUUGCAGUGCCAUCUUUCACCGGUUA
Zingiber officinale is the source of this 1262-nucleotide messenger RNA. Its product is annotated as ubiquinol oxidase 1a, mitochondrial-like. Lineage: Eukaryota; Viridiplantae; Streptophyta; Magnoliopsida; Zingiberales; Zingiberaceae. Gene Ontology annotation, cellular component: mitochondrion. Gene Ontology annotation, molecular function: alternative oxidase activity. The record is from RefSeq and is a predicted model, not a curated record. The coding region runs from base 71 to 1099 and encodes 342 amino acids. The transcript has 4 exons. Gene Ontology annotation, biological process: alternative respiration.